AUGUCUGAGUCCACCCCUUUGAUAGAAGACCCAACCCCUGGCCAGCGUUCUCUCAUGCAGACUGUCAAUGUCGCAACGGUAAAGACCCUGAAAUCGUCCCCCGUAAAUUGGCUACUAAUUUUCGUUCCAAUUGGUAUUCUCUCGGAGAAGUUGGACUUCAAGCCCUCCCUGAUCUUCAUGACCAACUUCAUGGCGAUCAUCCCUCUUGCCUCCUUGUUGGCGUUUGCUACAGAGGAAUUGGGCGAGUCUAUAAACAACAACUCCGUGGCAGGGUUACUCAAUGCAACCUUUGGUAACGCAGUCGAAGUCAUUGUCUCCAUCAUUGCAUUGAGGCAAAACCAAAUCACCGUGGUCCAGUCGUCAAUGAUUGGCUCUAUUCUCUCCAACCUAUUGUUGGUCUUGGGGAGCUGCUUUGUUGUUGGUGGCUUGAAAUUCAGAGAACAGUUUUUCAAUCAAACGGCAGCUCAAACUAUGGGCUCUUUAUUGGCUGUAUCGGUAAUGUCCCUAUUGCUCCCAGCUGCUUUCCAUGCUUCCAUCCCACAGAAUAGUAAACACUCAGAUGCAGAAAUCUUGAGCUUCUCUAGGGGGACUUCCAUCAUAUUAUUGUUUGUUUACGUCCUCUACAUGGUUUUCCAAUUACGUUCCCACGCUUACUUGUUUGCAGACUCAAACGACCACAGCGUCAACCCGUCUGCCGAUAUUGAAGCUCCAUUCAACACCGAAGAUGAUAUUAAUAACUCAAACUUGCCAACCUUAUCCAAUCAACGAUCUCACUCCUCAAACUUCAUAAACAGACCAAAAUCAAUCUAUGAUGUUGACAUGUUGGGUGAAAUCCAUUUGAACUAUAUAGAGUCACUUGUGGUCUUGAUUCUCUCUACCGUCUUGGUCUCGGUUUGUGCAGAUAACCUAGUUAGUACCAUCGAUGACAUUGUCCAGUCUUCAGGACUAUCAAAGACCUUUAUUGGUCUCAUUGUCAUCCCAAUUGUCGGUAACGCAGCCGAACACGUCACUGCAAUCUACGUAGCCUAUAAAAACAAAAUGGAUUUGGCCAUUGGCGUGGCUAUUGGCUCCUCCCUACAGAUCGCCUUGUUCGUCACACCUUUGCUUGUUUUGGUAGGUUGGGUAAUGGACGUCUCUAUGAGUCUCUACUUUUCAGUCUACCAGACGGCUGUCAUCUUUGUCUCCGUCUUCAUCACAAACUCCCUCAUCUUAGACGGCUCUUCAAACUGGCUCGAAGGAGCAAUGCUUGUGGCUGCCUAUUUUGUUAUCGCAAUCUCAUUCUAUCAGUUCCCCGAUGUCAAUUGA
Pichia kudriavzevii is the source of this 1305-nucleotide messenger RNA. RefSeq lists its product as uncharacterized. The record is from RefSeq and is a predicted model, not a curated record. The coding region runs from base 1 to 1305 and encodes 434 amino acids. Gene Ontology annotation, molecular function: calcium:proton antiporter activity. The transcript has a single exon. NCBI's taxonomy places the organism in Eukaryota, Fungi, Ascomycota, Pichiomycetes, Pichiales, Pichiaceae. Gene Ontology annotation, biological process: intracellular calcium ion homeostasis; calcium ion transmembrane transport. Gene Ontology annotation, cellular component: fungal-type vacuole membrane.